Molecule: messenger RNA, 1414 nt
Organism: Spinacia oleracea (spinach)
Lineage: Eukaryota; Viridiplantae; Streptophyta; Magnoliopsida; Caryophyllales; Amaranthaceae
Exons: 2
Coding region: 329-1294 (321 amino acids)
Source: RefSeq, a predicted model, not a curated record
GAUAUUUUGCGGUUAACCUUUAACUUCAUAAAGAAAAUAUUUUCAAUUGAAUUUUCUCUCUCUCUUUCCAAACACCAACUAGCAGCUGCUCUUCAUCUUCUUCCUCGUUUUGAUUGCCUUUUCCUCCUCCUCAUAAAUUCCUCUUAACAAAACCACCAUCUUGUAGUUGCAUCGCCACCCCUAGUCGCCGGCGCAUCUUCCGACCUCUUCUUCUCCGCCGCUGCUAUUUGACGACAGUGUGGAGAGCCUGAGGUUCGAGGUCAGAACCAAUGUUCAUACAUCAAUACUCCUUUUCAUGUUACCUUUGAAGUAGAACUAAACCAUCAAAAUGGUAUGUCAAUUUAAUUUCAGGGCAAUUGCUACUGUUAGCCUGAGAUUUCCAGCAAUGAACAAUGCCUACUUAUCAAGAUACUGCAGCAUCCCACACAUUGCUGCUGCUACUCCGCUGCCCUCAAAUAGAAGUAUUGUUUUUGAACUGUUUAGAAGCUUUUCUACUUGUAGUCCAUUGGUUGUUGCAACUUCUAGUCCUUUCAUCAUCAAUAACUCCCCAUCUGAUACAACACAACGGUCUGAAGAAUGGUUUGCGCUACGCAAGGACAAGCUCACUACAAGCACCUUCAGUACGGCUUUAGGGUUCUGGAAGGGGACACGCCGAGCUGAACUCUGGAGUGAGAAGGUUUUUGCUUCCGAUUCCAGAAUUCUGGAAGCUUCUGCAAAGCGGGCCAUGGAAUGGGGUGUUCUCAAUGAAACACUAGCUAUAGAGAGGUAUAAAAGCAUUACUGGACGUGAUGUCGGUUUCAUGGGAUUUGCAAUUCAUGCCGAGCAAAGAUUUGAUUGGAUGGGUGCAUCUCCAGAUGGUCUUCUAAGUUGCACUCAUGAGGCAGGAAUACUUGAAGUGAAAUGUCCAUAUAAUAAAGGGAAGCCUGAAUUGGCGUUGCCAUGGUCAAAAAUGCCAUUCUACUACAUGCCCCAAAUACAGGGUCAAAUGGAGAUAAUGGACCGAGAAUGGGUGGAUCUCUAUUGUUGGACUCCUAAUGGGAGCACGAUAUUUAGAGUAUGCAGAGAACGAGGAUAUUGGGAGCUCAUACAUGGAAUAUUGCGCGAGUUUUGGUGGGAAAAUGUAAUUCCUGCUAGAGAAGCUUUAUUAGUUGGUGGGGAAGAAGCAGCUAACUAUUAUAAGCCAGCACCUGUUCAUAAACAAACUGGUCUUGUGAUAAGCAAGAGCAUUAGGUUAGCAGAUGAAGCCAAAUUGUUGUGCAAGGAGAUUGCAGGUCAUAUUGAAUUCUUUACAUAAGUACAUAACACACCUCUGGUUUUUUUAAAAAAAUGAUGAUUUUAUCAUAGAUUUAUACUAUUGUAUAAUCCAAUUUGACAAGGUUUCAGUGCAAAUUUAUAAUUUCUUCGAUUUAGAGUA